Nelumbo nucifera (sacred lotus) is the source of this 669-nucleotide messenger RNA. RefSeq lists its product as uncharacterized. The record is from RefSeq and is a predicted model, not a curated record. NCBI's taxonomy places the organism in Eukaryota, Viridiplantae, Streptophyta, Magnoliopsida, Proteales, Nelumbonaceae.
CUGAUGUUCCCAUUUCCACUCUCCAUUUUCUCCACCCUUUAAAACUUGCUAUGUCUUUUCUCUAGCUAGUUCCAGCUAGAAAUUAAGCUUUCCAUUUGACAACAAUUUUCCAAUGGAGUCCAGCCAUGAAGAUUCAAAGACUUCGAGCGAAGAUGGUGACCAACAAGAUCAUCAAGAUGAUGCCAGCACUGGCCGAUCGUAUAGAUGCGUGUUUUGUAAGAGGGGUUUCACCACUGCACAGGCCUUGGGUGGGCACAUGAACAUCCACAGGAAAGAGAGAGCAAGGAUCAGGCAGCCCGCUGCUCCAUCGGUCUCGAACAAGCCCGACGGCAAGGAGGUCUGUCCGGAGUUUCCUCCACCAAGUUCGAGCCGCAGACCGCUUUAUCCUCCAACCCCAGACGCACAGAGGAGUUAUCAUGUCUACUUCCCACCAUCCUCAUCAUCAUCAUCUGCAGGCACUAGACACCCACAAGGGCACCAUGCAGGAGAUGAAUUUUACAUUCGGAAGCCACAGUCCUCAAGCCUGUUUGAGGAUGAUUGCAACACAAAUCUGUGCUUGCAGAUUGGUCCAGUGCAUACCAACUAUGGUGAAGAAGAGAAGAAAAGAGAGGCUGAAGAAGUUGAACCUGAUUUGGAGCUGCGGCUUGGUCAUGAUCCCUAGCUAGUACA